Molecule: messenger RNA, 942 nt
Organism: Epithele typhae
Lineage: Eukaryota; Fungi; Basidiomycota; Agaricomycetes; Polyporales; Epitheliaceae
Exons: 2
Coding region: 1-942 (313 amino acids)
Source: RefSeq, a predicted model, not a curated record
AUGGAUGCUGUAGAUGUCAACUGGUGCUUGUCGUGCGGCUGCCGCAUCGAUGUCGAGGGCCCGUCUCCCUACUGCUCCCAAACCUGCAUGAACUCGGAUGUCCCCUCCGCCGCCGUCUGGCCAUCCCAACUCACACUCUCCUCCCUCGAACGCGACUCCAUCCUCGACGAUGACGACGAUGACAUCCUCCAAGACGUCCUUCCCCCGCCUCCCACCCCAUCCUCCCCUCCACGAAACUCGUGGGUCGGGCGCGGCGAAGCCGGUAUCCGCCAGUGGGCCUCCUCCAUCCCCCGCGGCGCACCAAACGAUCACGACGACGUCCCCACCGCCACUCUCCGCCCAAAGCUCCUCCUCCAGUCCUCGUCCCCCGUAAAGCCCUCCCUCGCCAUGUCCCGCGCGCAGCCGGCACCCGCGGAGCCAUCGCGCCCCAUCCUCACCCCCCAGCAAUCACUGCCGUCUUUGUCGAGGGACUCGACGUCCGCGCUGUCGGCGAGCGUCCUCUCUUUGGCCACCGGUUCAUCGUCCUCCUCCGUCGUCACACCCGCGACCGGCUCCGAAGUCGGCUCGCUCUACGACUCCUCCCGCCUACGCUCCUUCGCCGGCCCGGGCUCCUUUCUCGGCGGGUUUCGCGCCCAGCUCAAGGCUCUCGUUGCGCCUCCAUCUCCUAAGAAGGACGCUCAGCGGCCAACAACCCUGACCCGAGUACACGAAGUCCACGUCGUCGACGGCUCCGACACGGACUCGAUCGUCGACUACCCCACCUUCAAGGUCCGGCGAACGGCUUCGCCCGUCUCCCUCUACUACACCCCCGAAAUGGCGGCUCGCAAAGGGCUCAGUUCCAAGUCGAAGGAAAACCAGCCGCUGUCCAGCCGGCGACCCGCGACGGGAGACCACCCCGCAUACCGAGCGCGCGGCCGAAAGGCGUUGCGCGUUCCGUCAUGA